CCAGCCGCGCCUGCUUCCAGUCCCUGAGGGAAGCGGCGAGGGCGUGUGCGUGUCCGGCUCCUGCUGACCGUUGGCCCCUCAGCCGGUGCCCUCGCAGAGGUGUCCUCGUCGCCCCUCCUCCCCGGCUCUGGUAACAACACCCUAGCUCAGAGCCGGGGAGGGGAGGAGUCCUUCCGCAUAGCGCCCCCUGUGCUUCCAGCAAGCCUAGAGUCGGCCCGCCCCGAGGGGCGUGAGGGGGCGGGGCUGAGGACUUAGGACUCCGGCCCAUACACCGCCUCCUGCCGAGCCAGAGCAGGCAUCCCAGCCUGGUGUUGAGAGAGCCAUGACGGCGCUGCGGGGGCUCUGGCCCGAGAUGCAGGACACCUGUACCUCGCUGGGGCUGAUGCUGUCGAUCGUGCUGUUCAUGGGGCUGGCCCGCGUGGUCACCCGGCAGCAGCUGAACAGGCCCACUGCCCACGCCUUCGUCUUGGAGUUUCUGGCCACGUUCCAGCUCUGCUUCUGCACCCAUGAGCUGCAAGUGCUGAGCGAGCAGGAACCCCUGCACCCCACCUGGCCGCUGACGCUAACCUACUUCUUCUCGUUGGUGCAUGGCCUGACUCUGGUGGGCACCUCCAGCAACCCAUGCGGCGUGAUGAUGCAGAUGAUGCUGGGGGGAAUGACCGCUGAGACGGGUGCGAUGAGGCUGUUAGCUCAGCUGAUUGGUGCCCUGUGCAGCAGGUACUGCAUGGGCGCCCUGUGGAGCCUGGGACUGACCAAGUAUCACGUCAGCGAGAGGAGCUUCGCUUGCAGGAAUCCCAUCCAAGUGGACUUGACCAAAGCGGUCAUCAUAGAGGCCGUCUCCUCCUUUAUCUUCCACAGCGCUUUGCUGCACUUCCAGGAGGUCCGAACCAAGCUUCGUAUCCACCUGCUGUCAGCACUCAUCACCUUUUUGGUCUAUGCAGGAGGAAGUCUAACAGGAGCUGUAUUUAAUCCAGCUUUGGCACUUUCACUACAUUUCAAGUGUUUUGAUGAAGCAUUCCUUCAAUUUUUUAUAGUAUAUUGGCUGGCUCCUUCUUUAGGUAUAUUGCUGAUGAUUUUGAUGUUCAGUUUUUUCCUUCCAUGGCUGUAUAACAACCAUACAAUUAAUAAAAAGGAGUAA
Messenger RNA from Eubalaena glacialis (North Atlantic right whale), 1138 nucleotides. It is a transcript of the gene AQP11, whose product is annotated as aquaporin 11. Gene Ontology annotation, molecular function: channel activity. Bases 323 to 1138 code for a protein of 271 amino acids. NCBI's taxonomy places the organism in Eukaryota, Metazoa, Chordata, Mammalia, Artiodactyla, Balaenidae. Gene Ontology annotation, cellular component: cytoplasm; membrane. The transcript is spliced from 3 exons. Gene Ontology annotation, biological process: transmembrane transport. The record is from RefSeq and is a predicted model, not a curated record.